CUCUAAAAUUACAAAACACGCUGUUGCCGGCUAAACUUCUUUUUUAUAUUACGAAAUCAAUUGUUUUCUUAGUCUAACUUUUAUAACUUACUUCAAAAUGAUCCAGCAGCAGCGUCAACGUAUUGAGUCCGCCGUGACGGAGAUGAUCGACGACAUGGACAAGACACAUUUACGUAAAAUGCAGGCAGAGAUGCACUUGUGUUCCGCCAAAUGUUGUCAGGAUGGAACCUCCAGUGUGGACAGUGUACAGCGAUGUGUGGACCGUUGCUCAGCCCCAAUGACAAGAGCUCAAAACUAUGUGCAACAUGAGCUAGGAGAAUUUCAGGGGCGCCUUCAACGUUGCGUCAUGCAAUGCAAUGAUGAUGUCAAAGUCAAACUACCUCCGAAUCCUAAUGAAGAUCAAAUUGCCAAAUAUACAGAUCAAUUCGAGCGUUGUGCCAUCCAAUGUGUGGACAAGCAUGUAGGACUGAUACCUUCUCUUAUGAAAACUAUGAAAGCCGUUUUAGCCAAGGGACCCGACGGAAUACCACAAAAUUAAGAAAUGAUUUCAUUAAAGUGUUCACUUAUCAUUAUUAAGUUUGUUUAUGUCUCACUAUUAUAAUGUUAAUCUUCA
Drosophila willistoni is the source of this 613-nucleotide messenger RNA. RefSeq names its product protein FAM136A. The transcript has 3 exons. NCBI's taxonomy places the organism in Eukaryota, Metazoa, Arthropoda, Insecta, Diptera, Drosophilidae. Gene Ontology annotation, cellular component: cytoplasm. The record is from RefSeq and is a predicted model, not a curated record. Bases 98 to 538 code for a protein of 146 amino acids.